Messenger RNA from Trichoplusia ni (cabbage looper), 2734 nucleotides. Its product is annotated as dystrobrevin beta-like. Gene Ontology annotation, cellular component: plasma membrane; synapse. Lineage: Eukaryota; Metazoa; Arthropoda; Insecta; Lepidoptera; Noctuidae. The record is from RefSeq and is a predicted model, not a curated record. Gene Ontology annotation, biological process: synaptic signaling. The transcript is spliced from 21 exons. Gene Ontology annotation, molecular function: zinc ion binding. Bases 362 to 2455 code for a protein of 697 amino acids.
CCUGAAAAAUUCAAAGUGCUGGAGUGAAAAAUGUCAGGCAUUCUGAAACGUACUUUUAAUGGCAGGCUUGUCAUGUUGAUUUCGAUAUUCCGUAAUUUAUUGGCUUACAAAAGUGACUUAAAAAAAAUAUUUAAUAAGAGAAAUGACAGUAUAUUAAUUAUAACAUACUGAAGAAAUAUACACCUGUACCGGAGUUCCGAUUAACGUCGCUGUUUACAUUUAAAUCUUGAAAUAAAUAACAAGCACCCAGUAAUAAUAUCUUAGAAUCGAUAUAACUACGGAAAUAAUCUACAGUUUGCCGUGAAUAUAUUAUAGUUAUGUCAACAAAGUUAUGAGAUAAUCGUUAAUAAAAGUUGUAGAAAUGUCGCUCGAACGCGAUAGUGUGGGCGUAGUGCCCAGCGUUGGGGAUGUGAGGGGCGUGGGAGUCCCCAGCGUGGGAAGUUCGUCUGCAGACCCUCGCUCCCAGCUGCUCCAAGAGAUGAGGGAGCAGAACUUCGACCUCAUCAGAUUUGCAUCAUACAGAACUGCUUGCAAGCUCCGCUAUGUUCAAAAGAAGUGCAACUUACAUGUGAUAGACAUAUGGAAUGUAAUAGAAGCAUUCCGUGAGAAUGCUCUAAACACACUGGAGCCUACUGCAUGUGUUAACGUCACAAGAUUGGAGACCCUCGUCUCAUCGUUAUACCACAACCUGAACAAAAGACUGCCGCCCGCUCACCAAGUGUCUGUUGAAGCUUGUUCAGCGUUACUAUUGAAUUGGUUGCUGUCUGCUUAUAGUACAGGAGAAAAUGUUGGUAAAAUAAGAGUGUUUUCAAUCAAAGUAGCAUUGGCCACUAUGUGUGCUGGCAAAUUAAUGGACAAACUGAGAUAUAUAUUUUCCCAAUUAUCGGACGGCAACGGUCAUUUACUGAUGAAGAGGUUGUCAGAUUACCUAAGAGAAGUGCUCGCGCUACCGGCAGCUGUGUACGAGUCGCCGUCCUUCAACUAUACCGAUGCCCUCGCACUCACUAUAUUUAAUCAGAACGGCAAGAUCACAGUGAAUGACUUCCUGGACACGCUGAUGUCAGACCCCGGGCCGCCGUGUCUCGUGUGGCUGCCACUGCUGCAUCGACUGGCUAGCGUCGAGAACGUGGUCCACCCGCUGGGCUGCAGCGCGUGCCGCCGCGGGUCGCUGACAGGGUUCCGCUACCGCUGCACGCGCUGCGCCAACUACACGCUCUGCCAGGACUGCUUCUGGCGCGGCCGCGUGUCCAACACGCACACCAACGACCACGAGGUCAAGGAGUACGCUGCUUAUAAAUCUCCGUCGAAGCAGAUAGGCGCGACCCUCCGCAAGUCGUUCCGCUGCGUGCCGGAGCGCGCGCGGCCGCAGCUGCCGCGCUACCCCGACCAGCCGGAGAGGACGCUCAACCUUAGUCAUAUCGUUCCGCCUUCGCCGGUGCCAGCACACAACGGUUUCCCCGAGUAUGUCGGCGGCUACGUCAACACCGGCUCUCUGGACUCAAGGUCUUCACGCUCAACGCAUCGCAGUAUAGCAGAGCACCUCUCGCGCGGAGUGGACGACGAGCAUCGCCUCAUAGCGCGGUACGCGGCAAGACUCGCACACGAGAACAGGACCAUGCCACGAGCCGGCCGCUCAGCAUCCCUCACUCCUGAAUUGGGUCGUUCGUCAAGCGAGGGGUCCGAGGUGGACGCGGCGAGACAACAGCGAGAACUGAUCUCACAACUGGAAGCCAAGAAUAGAGAGAUUAUGAGGGAAAUAGCUAGACUUAGACGGCAACAAGAGGCGGAGGCGAGUGCGGGUGGCGGCGGGUCGGCGCCGCUGGUGUCGGAGCUGCGGCUGCUGCGACAGCGCAAGGACGAGCUGGAGGGGCAUCUGUCCGCGCUGCAGGAGUCGCGCAAGCAGCUCAUGCACCAGCUCGAGGGACUCAUGAGGAUGCUCAAGACGCAGCAAUCCUCGCCCCGGUCGACGCCCAACUCGUCUCCUCGCUCCACCAAGAGCCCGCCGCUGCCCGGAGCGCAGCCGCAACCGAGCGCCCCAGAAAGGGAGCCGCCACCUCGGGGCACAGUCAGGAGCGCGCCGCAGACGCCCUCUCUCGGAGAAAGGGAACGCAUCGAUAUGUCACAUAGUCUUGGUAUGGAAAGCAUGACAAGUGAUGGCAGAAACUUUCACCAGAAUCAAAGACCCACGACAAUGGGCAUAGACAACCGUAGCCUCCGCAGCGACCUGCUCUACGCCGCGGAUUCCGUCACCAACGCCAUGUCGACACUCGUCAGGGAACUUAACUCUGAGGGGUCCGAUACCGAGGACACGGUUAAAGGGGACUCCAGAAAGCAAAGAGACUUCGAGGAGGAUGAUGACAGCGACGAGCCGAUGCCGCGGCCGCAACCUCCUCGCCACUACCUACACGACAACAAUGUACAGAACAUCACACCCAGUGUUGAAAUGCGAUCGUAAUCUUGCUUGAGGACACGCCCCCGCCGCUGCCGGCGCGCACCGGCCACUACUACCCCCGCACAUAGCUACAUAACUAAUACAUGUAUAUUAUUGUACCACAGUUAAACAUAGGCCAUGUACCUACCUACUAUAUAUUAUAUAAGACGGUUAUAUGUUCAUUACGUGCUGAUAAAUUGUAUCCGUGGCUUUAUUUGGUCUUGAUAAUGGUUUUGUAGAUUCUAAAUCUAAACUAAUAUAUAAAGCUAAAGAGUUUGUUUGCUUGUACGCGCUAAUCUCAGG